GCUUGACUCGAAAAGUCAUCAUUAUUCAGAUUAGAAGAAUAAAUUUGGGUUUUCAUACUUGUGAUCGCGAUUUCAUUUAGUUUCAUGUCAGCAGUUAAAAUUCAGCAGAAGCUAUUGUACUGAAUUGAAAAAAAUUGUAGUAUUCGUAUAAUCAUUUCUAAAGUGAAAAAAAGAAAUAUCAAUAUGGAUGACGUUCAUUCAUUUCAUACCCGAAAGUACGAAAAGGCCGAUGAAUUACAAGAGCCAAAUUUCAUUCGAAAAUCACUUGUUUUAUUACAAAUAUUGCCUGGUUUAGUGUUAAAAACUCUGAUCAUUGUUGUGCUGGAACUUUACUAUUUGUUACUUGCUGUUUUCCAUUUGAUUGUGCCAAAGCCACUGAAAGAGAUUCGAGGAAAGUUGGCUGUAGUAACAGGUGGUAGCAAUGGCAUUGGUAGAGAAAUUUGCUUGGAAUUGGCACGUUCUGGUUGUAAUGUUGCAUGCUUAGAUGUUGAUUUUCAAGCUGCUGAAAAACUAUGUAUUGAAUUAAAGCGUUUGGGAGUAAAUGCAAAAGGAUACCAAGUCGAUGUUACUAGUUAUGACGAAUUGGAGAAUGUGAAGAAGCAAAUUAACGCUGAUUUGGGUAUUGUUGAUAUUCUAGUAAAUAAUGCUGGUUUAAUGCCGAAAAAUUCAUUCCGAGAGGGUGAAGCAAGUGAAAUAAUAAAAAUAAUUUCGACCAACGUGAUGAGUCAUUUUUGGACUACACGAAUUUUCAUAGACGAUAUGAUAGCUAGACGCUCCGGCUUGAUUGUUGCAAUUUCAUCAAUGAUCGCUUUUUAUCCGAUGAGUAUCGCUGUUACGUAUACAACAUCGAAAUAUGCUGUAAAAGGAUUUAUGGAUGCAUUGCAUCAAGAUUCACGUCACGAAAAUUGGGGAGUGAGCACGCUGACUAUAUUUCCACACGUGUGCAACACACGCAAAGAAAUCAUAGAUUAUAUAAAAAAGAAAGUCAGCAAAACUACAUUGGAGCGAGUUGGUCUACUUAACCCAGUUGAUGUUGGAAGAGAAACUGUAAGAGCGAUACAACGUGGCGAUAGAUAUUGCACAGUACCAAGAUUUUAUUUGUUGGUUGGCAAAUUCUUUCAGUCAUUGCCACCUGAAGUCCAAGAUUUUGCCGAUUCGAUGUUUAUGCCGCGUGUCAAUUCCAAAACAAAUCAUUGCAUAGAUAACGGAUUUAAUAAGUCGCAAUGAACAAUGAUGAAUCAGUGUAAUGAAUGUUUCUCAUGUCACAAAAAUUAUUGCAUUUUCUUGAGAAAAUACAAUAAAUCUUGAAAAAAAAAAUACUAACUAA
Messenger RNA from Contarinia nasturtii (swede midge), 1327 nucleotides. RefSeq names its product 17-beta-hydroxysteroid dehydrogenase 13-like. Bases 184 to 1227 code for a protein of 347 amino acids. The record is from RefSeq and is a predicted model, not a curated record. Gene Ontology annotation, cellular component: lipid droplet. Gene Ontology annotation, molecular function: oxidoreductase activity, acting on the CH-OH group of donors, NAD or NADP as acceptor. NCBI's taxonomy places the organism in Eukaryota, Metazoa, Arthropoda, Insecta, Diptera, Cecidomyiidae. The transcript has 9 exons.